CCGCGUUUAUAUGGGGGCGGCGCGGGGCGCCGCGGAGUUCUCGCAGUUCGCCCGCUGCUGUGCAGCCGCCGUCGCCGCCUCGGCCCGGCACCCGCCGUCCCGCCGGGAAGGAGUCGGGACCGUUUCGGAUCUCAAGCAGACGGUCCCCUCCUAUCUAGUCGUGGCUUUUCCAAACCCUCCGAGGACAGCGGGAUCGUUCGGUCCUUCCUGUAUUUCCGACCAUUACAGGAUCUAGAAAUGUCGACGACACUUUUAUCUGCCUUCUACGACAUUGACUUCUUGUGCAAGACGGAGAAGUCCCUGACCAACCUAAGCAGCAUGCUGGAUAAGAAAGCCGUGGGGACCCCGGUGACCCCUCCCAGCUCCAGCUUCGCGCCGGGCUUCCUACGGCGGCACUCGACCAGCAACCUGACGGCGCUGGCCGGCGGCUCCAAGUUCCCCAGCCCCACCGGCUCCAGCUCUUCCUCCACCUCCUCCUCUUCUUCCUCCUCCUCCUCUUCGUUCGGCAGCCUGAAGGAGACGGGCUCCGGCGGAGGCGGCGGCGGCGGCAGCAGCAGCCCCACGGCCCUGCUCAACAAGGAGAACAAGUUCCGGGACCGCUCCUUCAGCGAGAACGGCGAGCGCAGCCAGCACCUCAUGCAGCAGCUCCAGCAGCAGCAGCAGCAGGCGGCCGGCAAAGGGGGCGGCUCCGGCGGCGGCGGGGCCCCCAUCAACUCGACGCGCUACAAGACGGAGCUGUGCCGCCCCUUCGAGGAGAGCGGCGCCUGCAAGUACGGCGAGAAGUGCCAGUUCGCCCACGGCUUCCACGAGCUGCGCAGCCUCACCCGCCACCCCAAGUAUAAGACCGAGCUCUGCCGCACCUUCCACACCAUCGGCUUCUGCCCCUACGGCCCGCGCUGCCACUUCAUCCACAACGCCGACGAGCGCCGCCCGGCGCCCGGCGGGGGCACGGCCGCCCCCCCGCCCGCCGCCGCGGCCGGGCCGCACCAUCACCCGCACCACCCGCCCCCGCACCCCGCCGGCAGCACCGGCGACCUCCGCGCCUUCGCCCCCCGCGACCACCCGCUGGGCGGCGGCGGCUUCGGGCACCCGCGCGGCGGCGGCGAGCGGCCCAAGCUGCACCACAGCCUGAGCUUCUCCGGCUUCUCCGCCCACCACCACCACCACCACCCCCCGCACCCCCACGGCGCCCCCCCGCCGCCGCCGCCGCCCGGCGGCCGCCUGGACGCCGCCCUGCUGGAGAGCCCCGGCGGGUCGCGCACGCCGCCCCCGCCCGCCUCCGCCUCCUACUGCGAGGAGCUGCUCUCGCCGCCAUGCGCCAACAACGCCUUCGCCUUCUCGGGGCAGGAGCUGGGCAGCCUCAUCGCUCCCCUCGCCCUGCACACCCAGAACUUCGCCGCUGCCGCCGCCGCGGCCGCCGCCGCCGCCGCCUACUACCGCUGCCAGCAGCAGCCGCCGCCGCCCGGCGGGGGCUGCCCGCCGCCCCCCGCCUCGCCGCCCUUCAGCUUCCAGCCCCUCCGCCGCCUCUCCGAGUCGCCCGUCUUCGACGCGCCGCCCAGCCCGCCGGACUCGCUCUCCGAUCGGGAGAGCUACCUGAGCGGCUCCCUCAGCUCCGGCUCCCUCAGCGGCUCCGAGUCACCCAGCCUGGACUCGGGCCGCCGCCUGCCCAUCUUCAGCCGCCUCUCCAUCUCCGACGAUUGAGGGGGACGGGGGACUGGCCGGGGGGGCCCCGCGGCGGCCCUGCAAGUAAGUGACCGAAGAAAGCGAAACCUCUCCUUCUUCUCUAUUUUUUGGUGGUUUUUUUUUUAUAUGUAUCUGUCUAUCUACACCGAGAGCUGAACAAAACGAGAAACAAAGCAUUUUGCAAAAGGGCAAAUGACACGAACUGAACAAACCUAUUUUUAUAGAGAGACCUUGGAAGAAGGGGAUUUUUGUUUCGGGGUUUUUUUUGUUGUUCUUUGGAGACAAGUUAUGAUACGCACCAGCAGCAGCCAUUCCAUCUGUGUUCAAAAAAAAAAACCAACAAACUAGCAUUAGAAAAGACACCACCAGAAAGCAACAAACAAUCUGGGGAGCGCCGGUUCUGCCUGCCCAGCUCCUCCAAACCUGCAGACACACAGAAAAAGAAGUUACAAACUAGUUUGUGUUUCAAUCCAGUUCAAAUAAAAACACAGAACAUACUAAACCUAUAAGCUUUUUUUUUUUGUAGGAAAAAAAAGAAUCCAACAUCCUGCCAAGAAUAUGCCUUGAUAACAACCUUUUUUAUAUAUCUAUAUAUUAUUAUUAUAACAAAUGCUAAAACCUUCAUUCCAAAGUUUAAUAUUGGUUCCAUUGCCACCACUUAGUGGAUGUUUGGCUUAGAACAAUUUUUUGUUGUUGCUUUAUUUGGAAGCACUCAACUGAGUUUAGUUUGUAAUUGUUGGAGAAUAACUGCUGAUUUUUUUUUAAAUUUUUUUUAGCUGUUUGAGUUGAUUGCAUGGAUGAGUUCACUGCACACAACUCAAUAUGAAAUUAUUUAACUUAUUUAUUAUCUUGUGAAAAGUAUACAUUGGUAAUUUGUUCAUACUGUAUUUAUCGGGUAUGAUGAAAAGCAAUAGAUAUAUAUUCUUUUAUUAUGUUUAAAUUAUGAUUUUCAUUAUUAAUCGGCGAAAUGUGGAGUGUGUUCUUUUCACAGUAAUAUAUGCCUUUUUGUAACUUCACUUGGUUAUUUUAUUGUAAAUGAGUAAAAUUCUUAAUUUAAGAGAUUGUAUGUAAUAUUUAUUUCAUUAAUUUCUUUCCUUGUUUACGUAAAUCUGAAAGAUUGCAUGGUUUCUUUAUAGAAAUCGGUCUCGAUGCUGUGGAAGUAGUUUGAGGAAUUUCUAUGGGUUUUUUAGAAUGUAAAUGGUUGUAGCCCGUCCGAGUUGAAAAACAAACUAGAGAAGAAAAAAAAAAAAGCAGAAAAAAAGACUGCCUUAGCAAUCAGACUUCAAAGUGGCAAAUCUAAUUCAGACUUGUUUAAAAUAACCAAAAAGUAUUUUUGUUGCCUAACUCCACCAAUCACACUGUGAUAUAGUCUCAAAGUAUGUAGCAAUAAUUGGGGGUCCCAGUAUUAUGUCUCACAGUGCCUUUUUGAGGGUCCACGCUUGCCUUAAAUAUUUCUCAACCAAAUAAGUAUUUUUCUUAAUGCUUGAGAUAAUUUGAAUGUAGGGAUGGGUUUUAACUACAGCAAAAUUUCGCCACUCUAUUUUAUAAGAAUGGAGGCCAUCUUUGGAUCUGAAACUUUAUACAGUACAUGAACAUAUCUUGUUUAAUUGAAUUCCAAAACUUGUAAUUUUUUUUUUUCCUAAUGUAGAAAGUUGGGAGUUUUCCAAAACUUUCCUGGACGGUGGAUGAAUGAGCAGUAGCUUAGUUUUGUUUGUACAUAGGUACAGAUUGAGCACUAUGUACUCUUUUGGACUACUUUAACAGAAGUAUGUUUUGAAUGUAACUAAAGGAUAAGUCAACUUGAGUUGUAAUAUAUUUUUCGGGAGUCAGUUCACUACAAAUUGUGUGAGACUGUAAACUUUGUACUGUAAAUGUUUUGUAGUUCUCCCAAUAAAAUUUUUUGGAAAAAAAAAAAAAGCCAAGUAACCCUUCCAACUGCUAAAGCCCUGGCUGCCAGGCAAGGAGUAUUUCUUGCUAAACACCACCACCCCCACCAAUCACAGAUAUGUCUAGCUACAGAUUAACCAGUUUGCACUGCUGCUCCAGUACACUCCUGCAGCCGUCACUGGUCCGCGGCCAAAGUUAAUAAACGCUUCCAGAAGGUUCGGGAAUGUCAGUGGUGUACUGUAUCCUGCCUUUUUUUUUUUUUCUUUUUUUCUUUUUUUUUUAAUUUUUUAUUUUUAAGAGGAUGAAGAAUCAAAGGUCUACUGCUUGUAGCGUAACAGCUGGAGUGGAAAAAUCUAGUAAUGGCAUUUAUCAAUCACAUUGCUUAAGGGGCAAAAUGAGUGCCAUUAGCCUUCCUGGCUUGUUUGGGGCAAGGAGGAAAUGGCAGUUUGGGUAAUAAAAAGGCAUAAUUAAAGUUUA
Messenger RNA from Pseudopipra pipra, 4047 nucleotides. RefSeq names its product ZFP36 ring finger protein like 2 (gene ZFP36L2). The transcript has 2 exons. Gene Ontology annotation, molecular function: mRNA binding; metal ion binding. Lineage: Eukaryota; Metazoa; Chordata; Aves; Passeriformes; Pipridae. Bases 238 to 1701 code for a protein of 487 amino acids. The record is from RefSeq and is a predicted model, not a curated record.